UUGGCCUUUUGGGUGUUGCCGUCUUUUCUGUUCUGUUCUGUUCUUUGCUGUGCAGUGCAAAUCGCCAUUCACAAAGCACCAAUUGCAAUUCCUCUCCAAAUUUGGAAUUGGUGCAGGCCAAAAACUCUCUUCAAGAAAAUCCGCUUGCAGAAAUCUCGAGAUUCAAGAAAAAGCCCUCAGCCAUGGACUUAUCUUCUUCGUUUACUCAUUCCGGUUUCUCCUCUUUUUCUUCUUCACUUCACUACCCUUGCCAAAGAGGACAGUUUGUUCCACCUUCUAGUCGACCAUUGGGUUCUUAUUGUGGAUUUCGCUUCGGCUGUUUCCUUAAUGAACAAUCAAUAGAAAGAUAUUCGGGAAGAUAUUGUCUCCCACAUGAAACAAGAUGUGGUUCAAGUGCUCAUCCUCAAGCUCAUGGCCUUUUCGAUCACAAGCAAAACCUUGGUAGAUUGUUUAGUGGUCGAUAUCGUCAUUCAAAGGAAAAAGUUUCAAGAGAUGUAAUCGUUUGGUCUGAACUUACUGGCACAGGGUCUGCUGGUGCUUCAUAUCCAUUGGGAGAUUCCGUGUCAAGUUCAAAGAUCAGAGGAAUAUGCUUUUAUAUCAUAACAGCUUGUGCUGCCAUCAUCCUCUUUGUUCCAAUGCUUCUAGAACAUCCCUUUGUGCUCAUGUUCGACCGGUGCCGCAGAAAAGCUCAUUACUUUGUUGCCAAAGCCUGGGCUUCUCUGACUGUUGCCCCCUUUAUGAAGAUUAAGUAUGAAGGAUUAGAGAAUCUACCUUCAACCGAUGCCCCGGCAGUGUUUGUGUCUAACCACCAAAGCUUUUUGGACAUAUACACACUCUUAACUCUUGGGAGAAGCUUUAAGUUCAUUAGCAAGACUUCGAUAUUUCUUUAUCCAAUUAUCGGUUGGGCCAUGUUUCUGCUGGGGGUAAUACCAUUAAAGCGCAUGGACUCCAGAAGUCAAUUGGACUGCCUUAAGCGAUGUAUGGCUGUUAUCAAGGAGGGGGCAUCCGUAUGCUUCUUUCCAGAAGGAACGCGAAGCAAAGACGGGCAAUUAGGCUCUUUUAAGAAAGGUGCAUUCAGCGUUGCUGCGAAGACUGGAGUGCCCGUUGUCCCAAUAACUCUUGUCGGAACAGGCAAAAUAAUGCCGGCCGGAAUGGAAGGAAUAUUAAAUCCAGGAUCCGUCAAAGUUAUCAUUCACCCGCCUAUACUCGGCAAAGAUCCCAACACACUUUGCAGUGAGGCAAGAAAUGUCAUUGCCAAUGAGCUUGUUCGCCACGCCUAGGAAAGUGUUAUAUGUAUGCAAAUCAGAGUUUCUGGUUACGGAAUUCGGACAAGAGAAUUCGGGACAUUGUGUCCAGAUGAGAACUAGUCUUUUGCACUGCACAACCGAGGAGAGUUUCUUUGAUCUUGAUGGCUGUUUUUUUGUUUUUGUUUUUGUUUUAUCCCUGACGUAGUGAAAUGGUCGUUUGAGUUGCUGUCAUUCUUGUUUUAACUUCACAUAAAUCUUGACUGUCUUAAACCAAGUGUAAUGUAAGAACUUCUUCACGGCAUUGUUGUAGAACUCGAAUUUUGCUUAAAAGGUGUCCCUGAACGAA
Molecule: messenger RNA, 1593 nt
Organism: Andrographis paniculata
Lineage: Eukaryota; Viridiplantae; Streptophyta; Magnoliopsida; Lamiales; Acanthaceae
Product: 1-acyl-sn-glycerol-3-phosphate acyltransferase BAT2, chloroplastic-like
Exons: 7
Coding region: 183-1280 (365 amino acids)
Biological process (GO): phosphatidic acid biosynthetic process
Cellular component (GO): membrane
Molecular function (GO): 1-acylglycerol-3-phosphate O-acyltransferase activity
Source: RefSeq, a predicted model, not a curated record